AUGGCCUUCAACAAGGUGAGCGCCACGGCUGUUCUCGCGAACUGUGGCCGCAACUUUGCGAGGCUUGGAGGAGAAGGUGCCUGGUGCAAGUUGAAAGUGACAGCGGGGAAGUCCGUUGCCAGCCUGCCGGGUAUCGGAAAGGAAUCAGUCAAGAAGAUUGACCAGUACCUUGAGACUGGCCAGAUCGAGAAGCUCGAGAAGUACCGGAACGGGGAGGAGUGA
This is a messenger RNA of Symbiodinium natans, 222 nucleotides long. Lineage: Eukaryota; Dinophyceae; Suessiales; Symbiodiniaceae. The record is from the annotation of a GenBank genome assembly.